UCUCAUCUCUCAUCUCUCUAUCUCUCUUUUCUCUAUCAGAAACGCACAAUCACACAGACAAGAUGGAUAAAAAGCCAUGCAAUAGUUCAUCCCAGGAUGUUGAAGUGAGAAAAGGGCCAUGGACCAUGGAAGAAGAUUUGAUUCUGAUCAACUAUAUUGCAAAUCACGGUGAAGGUGUAUGGAACUCCCUAGCCAAAGCUGCUGGUCUCAAACGUACUGGGAAGAGUUGCCGGCUCCGGUGGCUAAACUAUCUGCGGCCUGAUGUUAGGAGAGGCAAUAUUACACCUGAGGAACAACUUUUGAUUAUGGAACUGCAUGCCAAGUGGGGAAACAGGUGGUCGAAAAUCGCAAAACAUCUGCCAGGACGGACCGAUAACGAAAUCAAGAACUAUUGGAGGACUAGAAUUCAAAAGCACAUUAAGCAAGCAGAGAAUAAUAUUAUACCUGGACAAAGCUCCGAGGUGAAUGAUCAAGCAAGCACAAGUCAGGUGUCGAUCUCCAGCGCUGCUGUGGACACAAUGGAAAUUACCCACGCCGCACCGGCUAAUUACCCACCAAACAUGGAUGCUUAUCCUUCUUCUUUACCUGCUGAUCACUCCCAUGAAAACUACUGGAGCAUUGAGGAUCUCUGGUCUAUGCAGUUACUAAAUGGAGAGUAAUUAAGCAACCCAAAUCAUAUAUUAUGCUCCAA
Messenger RNA from Prunus avium (sweet cherry), 691 nucleotides. Its product is annotated as MYB-like transcription factor EOBII. Gene Ontology annotation, molecular function: DNA-binding transcription factor activity; sequence-specific DNA binding. Gene Ontology annotation, cellular component: nucleus. The record is from RefSeq and is a predicted model, not a curated record. Gene Ontology annotation, biological process: regulation of DNA-templated transcription. NCBI's taxonomy places the organism in Eukaryota, Viridiplantae, Streptophyta, Magnoliopsida, Rosales, Rosaceae.